Molecule: messenger RNA, 360 nt
Organism: Cladophialophora bantiana CBS 173.52
Lineage: Eukaryota; Fungi; Ascomycota; Eurotiomycetes; Chaetothyriales; Herpotrichiellaceae
Exons: 2
Coding region: 1-360 (119 amino acids)
Source: RefSeq, a predicted model, not a curated record
AUGACCGCAGCAGAAUCUUCGAUGGCGAAGCCUGCAACCGAAUCUGUCCAAAAGAUCGGAAUGAGAGUCAACGGCAAGAACUGGCACGCUCCUAAGAAACCCUUCCGCCUGACUGCCGGCCAGACGACCUAUGCCAAACGAAAAGAACAAGAGGCACUCAAACAGGCCACCAAAGCUCGCGAACAAGAAAUGAAGCAGGAAAAAGAAGCCGAACGGACCCAACGUGUCCAGGCCAUCAAGGACAGGAGAAAAGCCAAAGAGGAGAAGGAGCGUUACGAGAAGAUGGCGGAGAAAAUGCACAAGAAAUUAGUCGAGAGGAGGAAGCGAAGAGAAAAGAGGAACAAGCUGUUGAAGAGCUGA